Molecule: messenger RNA, 1815 nt
Organism: Osmia lignaria (orchard mason bee)
Lineage: Eukaryota; Metazoa; Arthropoda; Insecta; Hymenoptera; Megachilidae
Product: protein SPT2 homolog
Biological process (GO): transcription by RNA polymerase I; nucleosome assembly
Cellular component (GO): nucleolus
Molecular function (GO): histone binding; DNA binding
Source: RefSeq, a predicted model, not a curated record
AUGGAUUUUGGUACAUUGUUAAGCGUAGCACAGAAGAAUGAAAACAACAAGCAGCCGAUCGCCUGCUAUCAAACAAAAUUCGCUCCACCCAAAAAGCCAAAUAAGCAGGCCAAAACACUUUCGGAAAAUAUAAAGAAGUUUCUAGCUCGUAAGGAAGAGGAAGAAAGACGAAAAGCCUUAGAAGAAAAGAGAAAAAGAGAGAAUUUAUUAGCACUACGCGAUCAUAAAGCACAAAGUCGGAUAAAUAAACAUUUGAAAGUAUGUAAAGCAGCAAAUAAAUCUGUAUUGGCAGAUGCAGUUGACAAUGAGAACACAGCUGUUACAAUGGCAGGUCCAUCUCAGCCUGAUGAAGAUGAUUAUGGCUACGUAUCACAGGAGGCCUCCGCGUUUUAUAAUCAGUUAAUGAGUAAAUACAACAGUAUGCCAUCGCAAAAAACAACUGCCAAUGAUAGUCGGAAAAGGACAAUAAAGGAUAUCGCAUCUACAAAGGAUAGAGUGAAACAAGCUUUAAAGCAACAGGAGGUAGAAGAAGCUCUAGGACAUCGUCGAAAAAGAAAAUUGUCCACGAAAGAAACAGAAGGUGAAGCGGAAACAAAAACUGAAAGAGAUGAUAACGAAGAUAGAAAAGAGAAAGAUGAAAAACCGAAACCCAAAAAGAGAUCUAUGCCACCACCAAUCGAUUUCAGUGAAUUACUGAAAAUUGCAGAAAAGAAACAACACGAACCGAUUGUUAUUGAAGUAAAGCCAAAAAAUGAAGAACCAGAAAGACUAUUAACAAAGAAGCAAAUGAAAGAAUAUGCGAAAGAGAAGGAGUGGCGAGAACGAAAGGAACAGCGAAGUAAAGCUAACAAUACGACCAAUAAAGAGGCAGUUCCAAAUCCGCCUAUUAAGCCUAAUAAAACACAAGAAUCUUAUGUGAAUGAUACAAACAAAAUUUCUAAAAUACCUGAAAAGCCAACCACAACGUCUUCAAUUUUGAAUAAAACUUUAAAAACGCCAACAGUUGCACAGCCUCAACCUGCCAAAAAACCCAUUGAGAAACCUGUUCCGAAUAAACCUACUGUAAAUAAGCCUAAUGCAUCAAAAUCAGAGAAAGAUUUGAUUUUAGAAGAGCGAAAGAAAUUAGAGAUGGAAAGGAAGAAAUUAGAAGAAAUGAGGCAAGCUAUCGAAGAACAAAAGAGAAAGUUGAAAUUAAGUAAAAGUAAGAUUGAAGAUAUUAAAAACACAAAAUCUGAGAAAACAGUGCCGAAAGUGAAAAUUCCAGAGAAACAAGAUUCAUUGAAAAACAUACAGAAACAAAUUCCAACGACGAGCGUAACGAAAGCUUGUCGUCCACCUCAAAUGGAUGGAAAAAUAAAACAAUUCCCACCGGCUGAUCUUAAAUCCAUUAAGCCUAAGCAACUACCUCCUUUGAAGGAACAUAAAAAACCAAUGGGUGUUAAUAAACGUCGUAUACGAGACGAUGAUGAUGAAGAGGAAUACGACUCGGAACUUGAUGAUUUUAUUGAUGAUGAAGUAGAAGAUGGUACCGAAGAUUAUAGUAAAUAUAUCAGUGAAAUAUUUGGUUACGAUAAAAAUAGAUAUAGAUGCGUGGACCAUGAUGAUGUAGCUAUGGAAAGUAGUUUUGCACAACAGCUUAAAGAAGAAUAUGUAUCUACUAAAAUAGGUAUUAUGGAAGAUUUGGAAGAUAUGCGUAUGGAAGCUUUGGAGAAAAAGCGAAAAGCACUUCUAAAGAAAAAUAUAAAAAAGUGAUUAUAAAACUGUUUAUAAAUUUUUAUUAAAGUCUAUUUAAUAAACUAUUAUAUAACAUCUGAA